Molecule: messenger RNA, 905 nt
Organism: Punica granatum (pomegranate)
Lineage: Eukaryota; Viridiplantae; Streptophyta; Magnoliopsida; Myrtales; Lythraceae
Source: RefSeq, a predicted model, not a curated record
UUGAUCUGUGCGUCGCCGUCGGCUUCAGCGGACGUUGGUCGUUAGGGGGAAGGAAAUGGCAGCGUCCUCCUCCUCGUUGCUUUACUCUUCGUUGCUUUACUCUUCAUUGCCCAACCGUCGCGUCGAUUUCUUCUCCACAGCGCUCUCCCCAUUCCUCUCCUCCAAGGUCCGAUCUUCUCCGCCUUCUCUUCCUCGAAUUUCCCGCCCCAUCAAAGCCACUCGAUCGACCAUGGAACCCGGCCAAGCCGCCGAGGCUCGCCCGAGCCAGCCCGCGAUGAAGCUCUUGUUCGUGGAGAUGGGCGUGGGCUAUGACCAGCACGGGCAAGAUAUUACGGCGGCGGCAAUGAGGGCUUGUAGGGACGCCAUCUCUUCUAAUUCGAUCCCUGCGUUCCGGAAAGGCUCGAUACCUGGAGUCACAUCCGGGCAGAUGAAGCUGCAGAUAAAGCUCGGUGUCCCUCACUCUCUCCAACAGUUCCUUGAUGUAGGGCGAGUCAAAUCCAUUUUCCCAUAUGGAGAGAUUAUCAGUGUUGAAGUUGUGGACGGAGGAAUGAUCUGCUCAAGUGGGGUACUCGUCGAAGAAAUGGGAGACAAGAACGAGGACUGUUAUAUUGUGAAUGCUGCAGUUUAUGUUGGCUACUAAUGCUCAGUUUCCUCUGUUACCUUCUCAGAGCCUUUUCCUGAGGUUAGUUUCCAGUUUCCACCAUCUAGUCCCAUGUUUUGUCUCGUGGAAUCUUUUGAUACCCAACAACUCAAGGACCACUUUUCGAACUUUCAUUUGCCGCGUUACACCAACAGUAUGAAAGAAUCUUUGUAUGCAAGCUAUCGAGGAUAACUUUAUGUAUGACUUUUGUAGAAAGACAAUGCUUGCUCUAUUUCAGUCAAAUUAUGUUUCUGGUUUCUGGCGA